Molecule: messenger RNA, 2310 nt
Organism: Perkinsus marinus ATCC 50983
Lineage: Eukaryota; Perkinsozoa; Perkinsida; Perkinsidae
Product: phosphate transporter, putative
Exons: 1
Coding region: 31-2052 (673 amino acids)
Biological process (GO): phosphate ion transmembrane transport
Cellular component (GO): membrane
Molecular function (GO): phosphate transmembrane transporter activity; calcium ion binding
Source: RefSeq, a predicted model, not a curated record
AGUUAGAUUUUGUCAGCCUCCGGUGGGAUCAUGUUGAGGGCUCUUCUUCCCGUUACGACCAUUCUCCCACUCUUGGUACAUGGCCUUGCAGAUCCAACAACAAUCGCGAGUAACCUAUCAGCCUUUCAGAGUGAAUUUCUGUGGCUGGUGAUUAUGGGCUUUAUUGUUGGUUUUAUCAUGGCGUACGGUAUCGGGGCUAAUGAUGUAGCCAACUCUUUCUCUGCAGCGGUGGGUGCAAAGUCGGUUACCCUCAAGCAGGCGGUUGUGCUCGCUGCUAUCUGUGAAAUGGUUGGUGUUAUUGGAAUGGGUGCUUCAGUAACUGAUACUGUACGUAAAGGUAUUCUCAAUGGCGAUUACUUCUUGUAUAACCCCGACUUAUUGAUGUUGGCGAUGUUCUCAGCCCUAACUGGUGCUGGAGCAUGGCUUGUCAUUGCUACUGUAAUGUCCUUCCCUGUAUCCACUACUCACUCCAUCAUAGGAGGGCUGAUAGGUGUUGGUAUGUCGGUGAGUUAUGAUGCUGUUGAUUGGUUAUCUGUAUUGAUGAUUAUCGUAUCUUGGAUAACUUCACCACUCUUGGCUGCUAUUGUUGGUGGCUCGUGGUUCUUAUUGGUUCGAACCUUUAUUCUGCGUAAGGGUGACAAUGCUGCCAAGUACUCUUACCGCUUUUUCCCAGUACUUCUCCUCAUCGUAUUCAUCAGCGUUUGUCUCUUUAUCGUCUUUAAGAACUCACAGGAGCAGAUCAAAGCAUUUGCCAGUAACUACCCAGCAUUUGCAGCUCUAACAGCUGUUGGCAUCGGCAUCGUCCUGGCCUUUGUCACUUACAUUGCAACCUAUCGUCUUGUUAAACGUAGGAUUGCAGCGGCUCCCGAGGUUGCUGAGCUUCCAUUACCAGCAACAGCUCCUGUGAGGAGCGUUUCAUCUGCUAAACCGUCGAGUAGUGACGAUGAGGAAGUUGGUUCGGGAGUAACGAAGGUUGAGGAAAGUCCGGUGCAGCCUAAGAGAGGCAAAGUUGCUUUUAAUCGUGACCUCCAUUCAGAGGCGCGUGAUGGUGACGUCAAGAUUGCUGCCAUUCAAGAUAAUGCUGAGGUGUUCCCUCCGAAGGCUGAAGAGACUUUCAAGAUCUUACAGGUUGUUAGUGCUUCGUUCGCAUCGGUGAGCCAUGGUGCUAAUGAUGUUGCUAAUGCUAUUGGUCCUAUUGCAUCAAUAUGGGGUAUAUGGCAAACUGCUGAUGUCGUAUCGAGUGUUGCCGUUCCCUUGUGGAUUCUCUUCUUCGGUGGAGCUGGUAUUGUUAUUGGCCUGUUAACCUAUGGUUACAAUGUUAUCAGAACUGUCGGUUGCAGUCUUAUCAAAAUCAGUCCCGCGAGAGGUUCAUCCAUUGAGUUGGGGUCAGCUUGGGUUGUUCUUGUUGGUUCUAACCUUGGUAUCCCACUCUCGACGACUCAUUGUAUGGUUGGUUCUACUAUUGGUGUUGGACUAUGUGAGAAGAAUGGGAGGAAGAGUGUUAACUGGAGCCUAUUUGUGAAGAUUGCUGCGGCUUGGGUGUUCACUCUAUUCUUCGCUGCUGUCACCUCAAGUGCUAUAUUCGGGUUUAUGUCAACGAUUUAUCAUCCGAGAUUGACCGAUGUCAUCUGUUCAUCAGGCCAGAGUUUCGUCGAUGUUUAUACUGGUAUUCCAAACGUGUCUGCAGCUUAUACUAGUGCCGGCCUCUCUGGUGUGUUCCAGUCGAUCGAUGUGAAUGGUGAUGGGCAUCUAUCAAUGGAUGAGCUCAGUUCGGCUGGAAUGGGUGUUACUGCUUCAGGGGAUAAUCCCAUCGAAGUAUAUGGUGGUGAUGAUGUUGACUAUCUUACCAAAGAUGAUUGGUUAUCAUGGAGAUGUGUGGGAAAGACUGAGUUGACUACAUUGUCUGAUCGAUUUUGUGAGCCGCUGUGUGCCAGUGGUUUUUCGUUGUCUGGGCCCCUCCAAUGCUCUUUGGUAAGUGGAGAGACGCUCACUGGUGGUUAUUCACAGUCGGCCUCUCUGUCGAUCCCCUCUUGCCAAUCUAUCAGUGGUUAAGUUGUGCUUGUCUUAUUAUGUUCUUGGGGAUGGAUAUUGACGCUUCUAUUUUCCUCUAAUCAUAUGGAUUAGAUCUUAUUCACUAUUGGCGUGCCGCGUCGCCGUCAUAAAGCUUAUCAAUCUUGUUUCAUCAUUGUGAUAGGGGUUACUGUGCUCAUCACCGUGUUAGAUCUCUAUCACCGUAAUCUCAGUAGAAAAUGUUAUUUCAAGCACAUCGGAUGGUAUUUACACACGUUGUAAUGCAUCCGUGCUUGCAGA